Molecule: messenger RNA, 2544 nt
Organism: Pistacia vera
Lineage: Eukaryota; Viridiplantae; Streptophyta; Magnoliopsida; Sapindales; Anacardiaceae
Product: probable disease resistance protein At5g63020
Exons: 1
Coding region: 16-2544 (842 amino acids)
Molecular function (GO): protein binding; ADP binding
Source: RefSeq, a predicted model, not a curated record
GAGACAAGGAACGAUAUGAUGAGGAGGGUUCUUAUUGCUGAACAACAACAAAUGAAGCGGAUGGACCAAGUUCAAGGCUGGCUUUCAAGGGUACAAGUUGUGGAAAUUGAAGUUGGGGAACUGCUACAACUUAAAUAUCAAGAAGUUGAUAAAUAUUCGUGCAUUGGAGGAUACUGUUCCAAGAACUGUAAGUCAAGAUAUGAGUAUGGAGAAAAAGUGAUUAAAAUGCUGAAGGUUGCAGCCACUUUAAAGGUUGAAGGAGAUUUCAACGAGGUAGCUGAGAGAUUACCAGAAGAUCCUGUUGAUGAAAGACCUAUUGAACAGGCAAUAGUGGGUCUAGAAUCAACAUUUGAUAAGGUUUGGAGAUGUCUUGGAGAAGAAAGCGUCGGAAUUAUUGGCCUAUAUGGUAUGGGUGGGGUCGGUAAAACUACUCUACUAACCCAGAUCAACAAUAAGUUUCUGAACACAGAGAAUGAUUUUGAUGUUGUGAUAUGGGUAGUGGCGUCUAAAGACUUAAGAAUUGAGAGGAUUCAGGAAAAGAUCGGUAAAAGAAUAGGUCUUUCCGAAGACUAUUUAAGAAGUGAAAGUUUUGAAGAAAAAGCCUCUAAGAUAUUCAAGAUUAUGAGCAAGAAGAAGUUUGUAUUACUAUUGGAUGAUAUAUGGGAACGAGUUGAUUUGAAUAAAGUAGGUGUUCCUACUCCAAACCCAAAAAUGGCAUCCAAGAUAGUUUUUACAACUCGUAUAUUUGAUGUUUGUGGCUUCAUGGAUGCUCACAGAAAUUUUAAAGUUACAUGUUUGACAUAUGAAGAUUCUUGGAAGUUGUUUCAAUCAAAGGUCGGAAAAGAAACUCUCGACAGUCAUCCUGAUAUUCUUGAGCUAGCCGAAACUGUGGUCAAUGAAUGUGCUGGUCUGCCGCUUGCAUUAAUUACCAUUGGUCGAGCUAUGGCUAACAAGAAAACACCUGAAGAAUGGAGCUACGCUAUUCAAGUUUUAAGACGAUCUGCCUCUGAAUUUGCCAGGAUGGGAAAAGAAGUAUAUCCUCUUCUAAAGUUCAGUUAUGAUAGUUUGUCGAAUGAUACACUAAGAUCCUGUCUCUUGUAUUGUGCUUUAUUUCCUGAAGAUUAUAACAUUUUCAAAAGGGACUUGAUAGAUUAUUGGAUUGGUGAAGGAUUUUUGGAUGAAUAUGAUAAUUGGGCAGCACAAAACAAAGGGUACUACAUCAUUGGUGUUCUUCUUGAUGCAUGCUUAUUAGAAAAAAAAGACGAUGAUUAUGUAAAAAUGCAUGAUGUGAUUCGUGAUAUGGCUUUAUGGAUAGCAUGUGACAUCGAGAAGGAGAAGGAGAACUUCUUGGUUCAUGCAGGUGAGGGGUUAACUGAAGCAAAAACCAUUAUUGAAUGGGAAGGGAUAAAAAGGUUAUCAUUGAUGGAAAAUAAAAUUUCGCAUCUAUCUAAUGCUCCUAGAUGCCCUCAACUCCAAACUUUAUUUCUCAACAGAAAUAAGUUAGGCAGCAUCAGAAAUGAUUUUUUCGAAUUUAUGCCUUCACUUCGAGUUUUAAACCUAUCUCAUAACUGCUAUUUGUGGUCACUACCAACAGGAAUUUCAGCAUUAGUUUCACUUCAGUGUCUUGAUGUAUCAGGGACAGACAUAAAAUUAUUGCCGAUAGAAUUGAAGGCCUUGAAAAAUCUUAAAUGUUUGAACUUGGAGUACACACUUUUUCUGAAUAGAAUUCCACAGAAUCUGAUAUCAAAUUUUCCGAGGUUACAUGUAUUGAGGAUGUUCUCUUGUGGUUACUUGAGUCAAACUGCCGAAUUUUUGGUGGAGGAAUUGCGCUACCUGGAAAAUUUAAAUGUCCUGAGUAUUACCCUGAAAAGUUUUUGUGCUCUCCGAAGAUUUUUGGACUCUGAGAAGCUACAAUGUUGCACUCAAUCUCUCAGCCUCGAAGACUUUGACAAUUCAGAAGCACUUAAUGUUUUAUCUUUAGCAGAAAUGAAGCAUCUGGGUGCUCUUAAUAUUUACAGCUGUGCUCAUUUGGAAGAGUUGGCCAUUAACAAUGCUGAGCAAGCACAAGUUAUCCGUCAGAAUCAUGGCUUUCACCACCUUCGUAUGAUUCAUAUAGAGUCUUGUUUUAAAUUCAGGGAUUUGACGUGGCUUAUUUUUGCUCCAAAACUCGAGAUCAUUCACAUAUCAAGCUGCCAGGAGGUUGAAGAAACAAUCAGUGUUGCAAAAUUGUCUGCAGUUGAAGGUCUGGUGUCCAGAAAUCUAAACCCAUUUGCAAAAUUACAAUAUCUUACUUUAGAAGAUCUCAGAAAUUUGAGAAUUAUUUGUCAGAAGACCUUGUUCUUCCAAGAUUUGAAGGAAGCUAGAAUAAGUAAUUGCCCAAAGCUUAAGAAGCUUGCAUUUAUAUCCGAAAGCAUGAGGGAUUGUAAAAUUUUUGUUAAUGGAGAGAGGGACAGGGACGGCAAAUUGCUGCAGCUGGAGGACAAAGCCAUUAAAAAUCUGAACCUAAGUUUGCUGAAGCAGUUUUUUGUGUCCUCUUCUGUUUAA